AUGGAGCUACCAGAUAACCUCAGAAAACGACUGGAAGACUUUUCUAGAAAUGUUUUAUUUGACCCAAACAGGUCAAUUAACGCCGUCACAAAAGAAUACGAGCCUUUUUUGCUGAACGAUAAACGUGUUCUGUCCAGCCUCCACCUCCAAAUGUCCCUAUAUUUUAACGCGUGUUUCUUUCCAUUUUGGUGGAUUAGUGAAGUUGUGAUGUUGAACCUCAAGUAUCCCUUUUUACCAGACUACUACAAGUUCAUCCUCGUGACUAUUCUCAUUGUGAUGUCUUGUAUUGAAGCCAUUCGACUGUAUCUGGGUUAUUCGGGAAAUUUGCAAGAAAAGGUCCCAGAGUUGGCAGGUUUUUGGCUGUUGAGUAUUCUGCUGCAGCUGCCUUUGAUUCUCUUCCAGCUGUUUAAUGAAGCUAUUCUCAUACAACCAUUGGAAAGAGGUGUUCAUAUUGUCCAAUGCAUAUUUUUACUAACCCAGGUCUUUGCUGGCUUCAUUGCACUCCAGGACCUCGUCAGACACACAGAAAGCCAGUUUCAUCUAAGACAAUUUGACUAA
Knipowitschia caucasica is the source of this 558-nucleotide messenger RNA. Lineage: Eukaryota; Metazoa; Chordata; Actinopteri; Gobiiformes; Gobiidae. The record is from the annotation of a GenBank genome assembly.